Molecule: messenger RNA, 2925 nt
Organism: Microthlaspi erraticum
Lineage: Eukaryota; Viridiplantae; Streptophyta; Magnoliopsida; Brassicales; Brassicaceae
Source: the annotation of a GenBank genome assembly
AUGAUAAACAUAAGCCUCUUUCUUUUACUUUCUUGUAGUGCUCUCGUGUUACUUGAAGCAUACGGUUUCAGGGAUGAAACUGAUAGGCAAGCGUUGCUGGAGUUCAAGUCUCAAGUUUCUGAAGGAAAAAGAGCUGUCUUGUCCUCGUGGAAUAACUCAUACCCUCUCUGCAAAUGGAAAGGGGUUACAUGUGGCCGCAAACACAAGAGAGUGACGAGUCUAAGCCUCGAAGGAUUGCAAUUGGGCGGGGUGAUAUCACCAUCUAUUGGUAAUCUUUCGUUCCUCUCGUAUCUCAAUCUAACAGAUAACUCAUUUGGUGGUAUCAUCCCCCACGAGAUUGGAGGAGUUGUUCCUUCAGAGCUAGGGUCAUUGACUAAGCUUGUUGCUUUAUUUCUUUAUCGAAACAACCUGAAAGGAAAGCUCCCUGCAUCUCUAGGAAACCUGACAGCCCUUAACAGUCUUGAUCUGGGAGAUAACAAUAUACAAGGAGGAUUUCCAGAUAGUAUGGCUAGGCUUACUCAAAUAGUGGGUCUUAGCUUAGCAAUGAAUGAAUUUUCAGGUGUUAUUCCUCCAGCAAUAUACAAUUUAUCCACACUUGAGUAUUUAUCCAUCGCUGAUAAUCAUUUCUCGGGUUCCUUGAGACCGGAUUUUGGUAAUCUGCUACCAAAAAUUCGCGAGUUAAAUAUGGGACGUAAUGGUCUCACAGGAGCCAUUCCGACAACACUUGCCAAUAUUUCGACUCUUGAAAAGUUUGGGAUCGAUGUGAACAAUAUGACAGGAAGUAUUUCUCCUAACUUUGGAAAUCUACAGAAUCUGCAGUUUCUAUUACUUGGUCAAAAUUCUUUGGGAAGCUACUCAACUGGAGAUCUUGCAUUUAUUGGUGCUCUUACUAACUGCACCCGACUAGAGAUUUUAGAGGUUGCUUCGAAUAAGCUUGGGGGUGAUUUACCGACUUCCAUUGCCAAUUUGUCCACAAACCUCAACGAUUUAAGCCUUGGAAAAAAUCUUAUCACAGGAAGCAUUCCUCACAACAUUGGAAAUCUCAUUAACUUACAAGAAUUUGCGAUUGGAGGUAAUAUGUUGACAGGACCAAUACCAACGUCUAUCGGCAAAAUUUUAGGAUUGAGGUUAUUAUAUCUCCAUACAAACAGAUUCUCAGGAGAGAUACCAUCUUCUAUAGGCAACCUCACAUGGCUAGAAAAUCUCGAUGUGGCCAACAAUAGUUUGGAAGGAACCAUUCCUCAGAGUAUUGGUAACUGCAGUUCCAUGCUACAUUUGAAGAUUGCGUCUAAUAAGUUGAAUGGGACUAUACCUCGGGAAGUUCUAGAAAUCCGGUCGCUUAUUCACUUAAGCAUGUCAAAUAAUUAUUUGAUAGGCUCUGUGCCAAAAGAUAUUGGGCGACUUGAAAAUCUUGUUGGGCUAUAUGCUGCUCAUAAUAAAUUAUCAGGAGAACUACCACAGAGUCUUGGAAAGUGUCUCUCGAUGGUACAACUACAUCUCCAAGAAAAUUCUUUUGAUGGAACCAUUCCAGAUAUCAGAAGAUUGGUGGAUGUUAGAGCAGUUGAUUUAUCAAGAAAUCGUCUCUCUGGAACUAUACCUGAAUAUUUUGUGAACUUUUCCAAACUGAAGUAUCUCAAUUUAUCCAUCAACAAUCUAGAAGGAAGGGUGCCAGCACAAGGAAAAUUCAAGAAUGCUACUAUAGUUUCGGUAUUUGGGAACCAACAUCUAUGUGGAGGCAUCAAGGAGCUGAAGCUAAAGCCUUGCAUUGUCCAAGAACCACCAAUGGAGACGAAGCAUUCCAGCCGUUUGAAGAAAGUUGUGAUUGGGGUCAGCGUAGGCAUAACUUUGCUUCUGGUGUUGUUCACAUGUCUUGUUUCUUUACGUUGGUUCAUAAAAAGAAAGAAGCAGCAGCAUACUGAUAGUACAACUCCUUCUUCGUUGGAGAUUUUGCAUGAGAAGAUAAGUUAUGGCGAUCUUCGCAAUGCGACAGAUGGCUUCUCUUCAAGCAACAUGAUUGGAUCAGGCAGUUUUGGUACUGUAUUUAAGGCAUUACUUCCGACGGAGAACAAGGUUGUUGCGGUGAAAGUUCUAAACAUGCAGAGGCGUGGAGCAAUGAAGAGUUUUAUGGCAGAAUGUGAAUCCUUGAAAGACAUAAGGCAUCGUAAUCUUGUUAAACUGUUGACGGCAUGUUCGAGUAUUGAUUUCCAAGGAAAUCAAUUCAGGGCUCUCAUUUAUGAGUUCAUGCCUAAUGGAAGCUUGGAUAUGUGGUUGCACCCGGAGGAAGUGGAAGAUAUUCGUAGGCCCUCAAGAACUUUGACACUUCUUGAAAGGCUCAACAUAGCGAUAGAUGUGGCUUCGGUUUUGGACUAUCUUCAUGUUCAUUGCCAUGAACCCAGAGCUCAUUGCGAUCUUAAGCCAAGCAACGUCCUCCUAGAUGAUGAUUUAACUGCCCAUGUUAGCGACUUUGGUCUUGCACGAAUCCUCCUCAAAUUCGACAAGGAGUAUUUCCUCAAUCAACUCAGCUCAGCCGGAGUCAGAGGCACAAUCGGCUAUGCCGCACCAGAGUAUGGAACAGGAGGACAACCAUCAAUACAUGGUGAUGUGUAUAGCUUUGGGGUUCUCCUUCUGGAGAUGUUCACUGGAAAAAGACCAACCAAUGAGUUAUUUGGGGGAAACGUUACUCUUUGUAGCUACAUCAAAUCUGCAUUGCCAGAGCAAGCAUUGGAUGUUGCGGACGAAUCCAUCCUUCACAGCGGGCUUAGAGUCGGUUUCCCAAUUGCUGAGUGCUUGAGGUUGGUUUUCGAGGUGGGACUUAGGUGCUGUGAAGAAUCUCCUACGAACCGGUUGGCAACGAGUGAAGUUCUCAAAGAAUUAGUCUCAGUCAAGGAGAGGUUCUUCAGAGCCAGAAGGACAACAAGACGUUGA